UUCGGCCAUAAGAUCUGCUCUAAUAGCCAACGGAAUGGAUAAAGUCGUAAUAUGGGAUGUGGAUCCACAAGAUUCUAUAGAUGGUGUCACCGAAUCGCAGAGUGAAGAAACUUUUGAUCAAGAGAUUUGUGAUCUAAAUCCCCAUAUCGUGAUAAGUCACGAUAGGAUUGAAACUGAGUCAACUAACAAUGGGUAUCAAUUUGAUACAGUGGCUGGGUGUGUCGGAGAUGGGGACUCAAGCAAUUGGUAUAAUGUUGAUACUGAGUCAUUUGGUACAAGGGACGAAACUUGGACAUGUACUUCAGAUGAUAUGCAUAAUUCGUUUGAUACAUCACCUAACAGAGUUGUAGCUAUAAAUAUUAAACCGUUUAAAAUUUUACUAUAUAAACCGAACUAG
This is a messenger RNA of Dentiscutata erythropus, 397 nucleotides long. The record is from the annotation of a GenBank genome assembly. NCBI's taxonomy places the organism in Eukaryota, Fungi, Glomeromycota, Glomeromycetes, Diversisporales, Gigasporaceae.